Chanos chanos (milkfish) is the source of this 3139-nucleotide messenger RNA. It is a transcript of the gene adnpa, whose product is annotated as activity-dependent neuroprotector homeobox a. The record is from RefSeq and is a predicted model, not a curated record. Gene Ontology annotation, cellular component: nucleus. Gene Ontology annotation, biological process: regulation of gene expression. NCBI's taxonomy places the organism in Eukaryota, Metazoa, Chordata, Actinopteri, Gonorynchiformes, Chanidae. The transcript has 4 exons. Gene Ontology annotation, molecular function: DNA binding. Bases 185 to 3139 code for a protein of 984 amino acids.
ACUGAUACAUGGUACGGAUUCUCAAGAUGGGCUGCACAGAUCCACCGGCAGCAGGUCUAAAGCGAAGGACGACUGCAGCAUCUUGUUGGCUCUAAUAAACAAGACUGGGUCUUCCGUCUGUGGGUUGGGUUGAGAAGACGCUGUGAGGACAUUCCAUGAUAUUCUAACAGGGAAAGCAGGAAAGAUGUUUCAGCUCCCUGUGAACAACCUCACUCGGCUAAGGAAAGCAAGGAAAAAGGUCAAGAGGCUCUUAAGCGAUAUUGGCCUGGACUACUGCAAGGAGCAUGUAGAAGACUUUAGAGAGUUUUGUUCUGAUGAGUUUUACCUGAAGAAUAUGUGCUUGGAUGUUUGUAUGUGGGAUCCGUCCUGGACGAAGUCUCAGGACUACAGGACAAAGCAGUUUUGCUGUUCAGAUUGUCCCUUUGCUUCCAAGUACUUCUCAGCAUAUAAGAACCACUUCCGCAAUGUUCACAGAGAAGACUUUGAGAACCGCAUCCUUCUCAAUUGCUCUUAUUGCACAUAUAGUGGGAACAAGAGGACCUUGGAGACACACAUCAGACUCUUCCACAUGCCUCACAACUUGAUGAGACAGGGUGCAGGUAGCCCCCAAGGAACCUUAGCGGGGUUGAGAGAUGGAGUACGGGUAGACAGAUCUCUGUUAGGUGAUCGAAAGGAACAGGCUGUAUACUAUUGCAAGAAGUGCACCUAUCGGGACAGACUGUACAAUGUUGUACGUAGACACAUCUACAGGGAACAUUUUCAGCACGUGGCCACGCCUUACGUAGGCAGGUCUUCAGAGAAGUCGCAGAACAGUGAGGCAGCUUCUGCUAAUAGCGCAGGAAUUCACUGCAAGAGCUGCCUUUUUGUGCCUCGCACAUACGAGGCACUGGUGCAGCAUGUCAUUGAGUUCCAUGAGCGUAUUGGCCAUCAAGUGACUGCCCUGAUUGGCCACACCAGUGUUAUAGUGUCCAGGCCUCAGUCCCACAUUAUCAUAAACCAGAGGGCCACUAUGAUGAAUGCAGCACAACACGUAAACUGCUUCUCUAUGCCUAAGAUGGUAGGGCUACCUGUGGGCAACCACCUAAAGCAUGCUCCUGCAACGCUCAGUAAUGUCAAAGGCCAGGCCCACUCCAUUGCAGCCCAACCCAUGCGUAUUACGCUUCCUGACAAAUCCCUAAUGUCUGGGACGGUAUCACCGUCUCACUCUGCGAAACACCUCAUGGGUGGUAAAUUUGAUUCCCUGAGUUUUGCAGGCCGAGUCCAGUCUGGACUGUCUGUUUCACACUCUUCGCUCAAGUCCUUACCUCUCUCCUCAGCGAUGCAGGCAGCAACUGCAACAUUGUCAAGUAAGAGGGCGUCAGCUACUGCGUUUAAUUCAUCGCAAACCCAGAAGUGGAAGAUCUGCACCAUUUGCAAUGAGCUCUUCCCGGAGAAUGCUUACAGCGCACAUUUUGAGAAGGAGCACCAGGCAGAAAAGGUGAAAGUGAUGGCCAAGUAUAUCAUGAAGAUCCACAACUUCACCAGUAAGUGUUUGUAUUGCAACCGUUAUCUGCCAAGUGAUACUUUGCUGAAUCACAUGCUAGUCCAUGGACUGUCAUGUCUGCUGUGUCAUUCCACCUUUCAUGAAGUUGAGAAGGUAGUGGCUCACAAGAGGCAGUUUCACCCAAACGACACAGGCGAUCUUCCCACUAGCUCUCCACUUACAUUUGAUCUCACCCUUCAGCAGGGCAGUCCUAAGAAUGUGCAACUGAUAGUAACUACCUGUAGUAUGAAGGAGGCAACUGAGCCGUCCUCAACACCCUCUUCACAGAGCAGUGCUUCAGUCAGGGUCUCGAAGACGUGCACAAAGACCCCAGAGAGCCAGAGAGAAUCCACUCUGAAAAGCAUAUCACAAACUGCCGUACCACAGAAGACAGAAGUUGGCAAGACCCUUUGCCCACUGUGUUUUACCAUCCUGAAAGGCCCCAUUUCAGAUGCACUCGCGGUCCACCUACGGGAGCAGCACCAGGUGCUCCAGACACUGCACCCCGUGGAGAAAAAACUCACAUACAAAUGUAUCCACUGUCUGGGUGUUUAUACUAGCAACAUGACAGUGUCCACAAUCACUCUUCACUUGGUGCACUGCCGUGGUGUUGGGCAGACUCCAAGAGGUCAGGGCAGCAAGCCUAUCUCAACAUUGCGCUCUACGGGCACAGUUUCCCUGAAACGUGAGUUAGCUGCCUCAGAUGCGUCCGACCCAAAGAGGAAGAAAAUGGUAGAUCAGACUAGGUAUUACCCCACAGUUUUCGUGGAGAAGCCAGAAGAGCCUGUGGUCUUAGCCUUAGACCCCAAAGGUCACGCAGAGGAAUCAUACGAGGCACGUAAAGCUUUCCUCACUGCUUAUUUCAAUAGGCAUCCCUACCCAUCUCAAAGGGAAGUUGAGAAACUGGCUGCCAGCCUCUGGCUGUGGAAGUCAGAUGUCUCAAGUCACUUUGCUAACCGCAGGCGCUCGUGUGAGCGGGACUUUGUGACCAGGAAACCAGUUGUGUUGCUUGGCUUUAAUAUGCGAGCAGUAAACCGACUUAAGCAUGAUUUGAACUUUGACCCCGAAUGGUUCUUUGAAAACAAUAAUGAGGAUAAAAGCGAACAAUCAAGAACCUCAAAAGGGAGACUGAAGGAUUCUGUUGGUUUCUCUUAUGGGGAGGGAAACAGAGCUGUCCAGCAUAAGCUGGUGAGGCAGGCUCUAAACACUGGACAAAGUAGUCAGAGCAACUGUGCCUUCAAUUUUAAUCCUGUGUCUUUUGUAGAACCUAUAGCCAUUGACUCUGAUAGCGAAUCAGAACAAGAGGAGACCUCAACUGAGAAUGUGGAACAGAGAGUGAAAACGGUCCAAAACAAAGGAGGACUUUAUAAAGGGCCUGCUUUUCCACCAUUCAAUGUUCAUUCACAAAGAAAAGUACACAACUUUUUUACUGAAGCAAAGGAGAGGGAGAUGAGGCCAUCUACCAGAGCGGAGGCCAAAAGCCUGGAUGGCUCUGUUACCAGCUCUAGUCCUGAAGAAGAAAUCUGGUCAGGUAGCAUGUCCCCUGAUGAAAGCCACUACAGACAAACAGGACUUUUUGAAGAAAAGGGGAAUGAGGUGGGAUUGAUGGGUAGAUGA